AUGGCUCCUGCAUGCUCCUCUGCACCACUCUUUCUGUGCCUGUGUCUGCUGCUGGCAUCUGGCCUUGCCCAGGCAGGCAGGCUGCUGGUGCUGCCCGUGGACGGGAGCCACUGGUUCACCAUGUGCUCGGUGGUGGAGAAACUUGUCCAGAGAGGACACGAGGUGGUUGCCAUCAUGCCAGAACCCAGUUGGCAACUGGGACAGCCACUGAAUUUCACAGUGAAGAACUAUCCAGCUUCUUAUACUCUGGAGGAGCUGGAUCAUUCAUUUCGGUUCUUUGCUGACACUCAGUGGAAAACUCUGGAGCAAAGUAUGUACUCUUUUUCAACAGGUUCAUCCAAACUUUUGUUUGAAUUCAACUUUUCACAAUGUAGGAAUUUGUUUAAUGCAAAGGAAAUAGUUGACUAUUUGAAAAAGACUUCUUUUGAUGCAGUGUUAAUAGAUCCUUUCCAUGUGUAUGGAUUAAUUGUUGCCAAGUAUUUGUCCCUGCCAUCAGUAGUCUUUGCCAGGGUAAUAUUUUGCCAUCUUCUUGAAGAAGGUAUGCAGUGCCCCUUUCCUCUAUCUUAUGUUCCCAGAUUAUUCUCAGGGCUCUCAGAUGCCAUGACCUUCCAUGAGAGAGUGCAGAAUCUUUUUACCCAUCUCGAGGAAUGUUUAUUUUGUAAUUAUUUCCAUAAAAAUGCCUUAGAAAUUGCUGCUGAAAUUCUCCAAACACCAGUGAGCAUGUAUGAUCUCUACAGCCAACCUUCAGUCUGGUUGUUGCGCAUGGACUUUGUUUUCGACUAUCCCCGGCCUGUGAUGCCCAACAUGGUCUUUGUUGGUGGAAUCAACUGCCAUGAGGGUAAGCCCUUGUUGUCUCAGGUAAGUCCUCUCUGCUUUGGCACAUUCAGGGCAUCAGACAUUGCACAGUAA
Messenger RNA from Octodon degus (degu), 909 nucleotides. Its product is annotated as UDP-glucuronosyltransferase 1-8-like. Gene Ontology annotation, molecular function: UDP-glycosyltransferase activity. The transcript has a single exon. The record is from RefSeq and is a predicted model, not a curated record. Bases 1 to 909 code for a protein of 302 amino acids. NCBI's taxonomy places the organism in Eukaryota, Metazoa, Chordata, Mammalia, Rodentia, Octodontidae.